GUCCCCAAGACUUGACAAGUCGGCGUUCAGGCGUCGGUUGGGAAUCCGCUCUCGUGGGCCUGUGUCAAGAACUGCGGAGUAAACUCGGGGGUUUUAAUUGUAGUUUUGGACAAAAAGGUCGAACGCGGCGCCGAGGCGCAACAGCUGCCCGGUACCACACCACCCCCCUCCCGGUACCGCUGGAUUUACGGGCGCUUUCAGCGGCCGAAUAAUCCCGAAGGACGGACUCCGGAAAAGAAGUACGAAUUUACUGAAUCGAGUACAAAGUUUGCGGGCAGAAGUUGCGGCCGGCGGCGGCGGAGUGCGCCACUUCUCCGGGGUCUUCUUAGGUAUGCCUGUGGUCAUCAGUGUGUCUUCGGACAGGUAACCAGGUGUGUUGCUGCUGUCAUGGCCGCCACGCAAGCCCUGCGACUGUGGCUUGUAGUCGUGGUCAUGGUCCCGGUGGAGCUGGUGUCGUCCUCACAGGACCACGAGUGGCACUUUAACUCAGCCCAGUGUCGUUAUGCCCUGGGGAUGGAGGAUGGUACCAUCCCUGACUCUGACAUCACCGCCUCCAGUGCCUGGUCAGACUCCACUGAGGCCAAACAUGGAAGGUUGAGCACCGGGGAGGGGGAUGGAGCGUGGUGUCCGGCAGGGUCGGUUUUCCCCAGCGGAUCAGAGUAUCUCCAGGUGGAGCUGCAUACCCUCCACUUCCUGUCCCUGGUGGGCACGCAGGGUCGCCAUGCCGACGGCCAUGGCAGGGAGUUCGCCCGCAGCUAUCGGCUCCGCUAUUCCCGAGACGGAGUGAAGUGGAUCACGUGGAAAGACCGCUGGGGCCAGGAAGUGGUGUCGGGGAAUGAGAACACCUAUGACGUGGUUCUGAAAGACCUGGGCCCCCCCAUCGUGGCCCGCAUGGUGCGCUUCUACCCCCUGGCCGACCGGGUCAUGAGCGUUUGCCUGCGGGUGGAGCUUUAUGGCUGUGUGUGGAACGAUGGACUGAAGGCCUAUACAGUUCCAGUGGGUCAUGUGAUGAACUUGUCUGGCAAGCCUGUCUACCUGAAUGACUCCACCUAUGAUGGCAGCACAGAGCAAGGGAUGCAGUUUGGCGGCCUUGGCCAGCUGUGUGACGGUGUCCUGGGAGGGGACGACUUCAUAGAGACCAAGGAGCUGAGGGUGUGGCCCGGCUACGACUACCUGGGCUGGAGCCGAGAUGCCCUUGGGCAAGGCAGCGUGGACAUUGAGUUCCACUUUGAGAAAACCCGCCUCUUCCACACCAUGCAGGUGCACAGCAACAACCGCCACACCCAGGGCGUGCGAGUCUUCAGUAAGGUGGAGUGUCUGUUCAAGUCCAGCCUCCUCCAGCCCUGGUCCUCCCCGGCCCUCUCCCUAGCCGUGCCCUUAGAGGAUUUGAAGGACCCGUCCUCGCGGCCCAUCUCACUCCCCCUGGGUGGCCAGCCGGCUCAGAUCCUCCGUUGCAAGUUCUUCUUCGCUGACCGCUGGCUGCUCAUCAGUGAGAUCUCCUUCUUCUCUGAGCCGUUUGAAGAUACCACAGAGACUGGCUCAUUUCCUCCUUAUCUUCCUCCUGCUCCACCUCCCCCCUACACCACAGGUUCUACUCCCACUGCCCUCCAAACCUCCACCAUUCCCACAUCUAGCUACACCUCUAGCAACACCACUGGCCCCUCGGAACCCCCCACCACCAACUUCAUGAUGGACCUCACUGGUAACAACACACUGUCAGGGCCCAGCUUUGCCGCAAUGACUCCGAGGGCUGGAGUUCCCGUAACCAAGGAUGACAGCAGCAACACCGCCAUUCUGAUCGGCUGCUUGGUGGGCAUUAUACUCCUGCUGUUGGCUGUCAUAGUGGUCAUUCUGUGGCGGCAGUACUGGAAAAAGAUACUGGGCAAGGCCCAGGGUAGUCUGUCCAGUGAUGAGCUGCGCGUCCACCUGUCCGUCCCCUCAGACAACGUGGUCAUCAACAACACGCACAGCUACUCCAGCCGCUACCAGCGCAUACAUACCUUCCCUGAUGACCGCGACCGAGACAGGGAAGGGGAGGGGGAGUACCAGGAGCCCAGCGCCCUGCUACGACCAAGGGACCAACGGGACAGCACCGCCUUGCUGUUAAACAAUCCAGCCUAUCACCUGCUCCUGUCAGAUCAGAGACAAGGCUCGCGGCCCCUAGCCGUCGCCAGCACCUCUCACGCUCAGGAAAAGAGCCUCAAUGUGCCCCAGGCGUGUGGCUUGGACAGAGAUCUGGAGAAAGGUUUCAUCCCUACCCAGGAGGAGCCUCCUCCCUACCCCGGCUCUCCCCCCUACCCGUCUCUGUCUCCCCCCGUGUCCCCUCCCCUGCCCCCCAGCGUCCCCCACUACGCGGAGGCGGACAUCGUGAGCCUGCAGGGCGUCAGCGGUAACAACACCUACGCCGUGCCCGCCUUGACCUCGUCGAGUCCCGGGGCAGACGCCUCCCCGCUACCGGAGCUGCCUCGCCAGUGUCUCAUCUUCAAGGAGAAACUAGGAGAGGGACAGUUUGGGGAGGUGCACCUGUGUGAAAUCGAGAGCCCCCAGGACCUGCCCAACCUGGAAUUCCCCUUCAAUGUGAGGAAAGGUCGCCCUCUGCUGGUAGCUGUGAAGAUACUGCGCCCUGAUGCGUCUAAAAAUGCCAGGAACGACUUCUUGAAGGAAGUGAAGAUCCUGUCUCGGCUGAAGGACCCGAACAUCAUCCAGUUGCUGGGUGUGUGUGUGAGCAGUGACCCUCUGUGUAUGGUCACCGAGUACAUGGAAUGCGGGGACCUCAAUCAGUACCUGUCCCACCGAAUGCUGCUGGACAAGACCGGGCCCUCGCACAACACACAGACUAUCAGUUACCCAGCUCUCAUCUCCAUGGCCAGCCAGAUUGCAUCAGGAAUGAAGUUCCUGUCCUCCUUGAACUUUGUCCACCGGGACCUGGCCACCCGUAACUGCCUGGUGGGCGGGGAGAGGGGUGAGAGCGGAGGGGACCGGGGUGGGGAGCGUCCCAUCAAGAUAGCCGACUUCGGCAUGAGCAGGAACCUAUACGCUGGCGACUACUACAGGAUCCAGGGCAGGGCCGUGCUGCCCAUUCGCUGGAUGGCGUGGGAGUGUAUACUGAUGGGGAAGUUCACCACAGCCAGUGACGUGUGGGCAUUCGGGGUGACCCUGUGGGAGAUGUUGAGUGUGUGUCAGGAGCAGCCCUACUCCAACCUCACAGAUGAACAGGUCAUCGACAACGCCGGCGAGUUCUUCAGGGACCACGGCAGACAGGUGUAUCUGAGCAGACCCGCUGUGUGUCCCCAGGGUCUCUACGAGCUCAUGUUGAACUGCUGGAACCGAGACUGCAAGCUCCGCCCGUCCUUCGCCCACAUCCACUCCUUCCUCACCGAGGACGCUAUGAACAUGGUGUAGAAGCGAGCGCGUGCGAGCGCGAGAGGGAGGGUGGGGAACCGGAGAUAGAGACCGAGAGAGGCCACAAAGAGGGGGGACGUCUCCUGCCCCCUCAUGUCCUUGCCACAGUGGGGAGGAGGCUGAAUGAGCGAGGUGUAGUGGAGGUGCGCAGCGGAGGAAGGGGAGAAAGGGUUGUAUAUUUUGUAUUUCCUGGGUAGACAGGGCUAAGACACCGCUGGUUCGGUAUUCAUUUCCACCACAGACCCCCCCCCCCCCCCCAAUCCAUUCCCCACCCUGGGAGAAAAAAAAUCAAACCCUACUUUUACUCUUUACAUAGAUACUAGUCCACGCUACAUAUCACAAUGAAUGUAAUGCAAUAUGUUGGUGGUGGGUGCAGCCUGCAUAAGGAUCCUAAUACUGUCGUCUCUCGCGUACUAUUACUUCACAUACACAAGAUAUAGGACAGUUUGUUCGACUAAUGCAAAGUGCUGUAGCGUUAACGGUAGAGGAGGUAGCUGAAAAAAAGUUCAGUGAAAAAAUCAUAGGACCAUGCUAGCUAGCACUAUGAUCGCUGUAGCAGAAUAAUAGUUUUUACGGUUACAUGAAUUUGCUACUAAUCUUUUCAAAUACAACUAACAGGGUAACGGGUGAAGGUGUAGAAAAGUGCGCUGUAGACAUUUCUGAUGCCGAACACGGCAAACAAAACUCUGCAGAACACACUUUAUCUCUUAGUAGACACUGCACAGAUAAGGUUUGAUGUCUUAGUAUUUACAGUAUGUGUUCCCUGCGCGGGCCGUCGGCGGACCCCUGCGAGUACACUCGGCUCCAGGCCCGACGGCCCGGUAGUAUCGAGUCUCACAACCACGGCAGCCAUACAAACACAAAAUGAUGCUGCCCUGCUAGAAGUCUGUCUCCAUCCUCAGAGAUGGCGGAUCUAGUUUUCUAAAACCAUACCGGUAAGAUCAUCUCCCCUUUUUAAAAGCGCUC
Messenger RNA from Lampris incognitus (smalleye Pacific opah), 4368 nucleotides. RefSeq names its product discoidin domain receptor tyrosine kinase 1 (gene ddr1). NCBI's taxonomy places the organism in Eukaryota, Metazoa, Chordata, Actinopteri, Lampriformes, Lampridae. The transcript is spliced from 20 exons. The coding region runs from base 388 to 3402 and encodes 1004 amino acids. Gene Ontology annotation, biological process: multicellular organism development; cell surface receptor protein tyrosine kinase signaling pathway; positive regulation of kinase activity. Gene Ontology annotation, molecular function: ATP binding; protein tyrosine kinase collagen receptor activity; collagen binding. Gene Ontology annotation, cellular component: membrane; signaling receptor complex. The record is from RefSeq and is a predicted model, not a curated record.